AUCCGUACAAAAACAGGAGGUUUCCAUUUUAUCCCCAAAACAGACGAGAGCUAGGGUUUUGAGUUUUGACCGGAAAAGUUAUCGGAGAUGGAUGCAUCAACGGAGAAGAAUACUCCUCAAUCAGAGUACGAUUCAUCUGAAGACCGUGAGCGACAAUCGCGCGAGCUUAAAGCUGGUUUGCAUCCACUCAAGAACAAGUUUGUAUUUUGGUACACCCGCCGCACACCUGGAGUUCGUACUCAGACAUCAUAUGAGGACAAUAUAAAGCAGAUAAUGGACUUUAGCACGGUCGAAGGUUUUUGGGUGUGUUAUUGUCAUUUGGCUCGCCCGUCAUCCUUGCCAAGCCCAACUGAUUUGCAUCUUUUCAAACAGGGGAUUCGUCCGUUAUGGGAGGAUGCUGCUAACUGCAAUGGCGGUAAGUGGAUCAUACGAUUUAAAAAGGCUGUCUCAGGACGUUUCUGGGAGGAUUUGGUUUUAGCAUUGGUAGGUGAUCAACUUGAUUACAGUGAUAACAUAUGUGGGAUUGUGUUGAGCAUCCGUUUCAACGAGGAUAUACUGAGCGUAUGGAACCGCAAUGCAUCUGAUAAUCAGGUGGUGAUGGCUCUAAGAGAUAAUAUAAAACGACACUUGAAGCUUCCACACGGGUACGUUAUGGAAUAUAAGCCACAUGAUGCUUCGUUGCGCGACAAUUCAUCGUAUCGGAACACUUGGUUGAGAGGAUAGACAAUAAGACCAGCCUUGCUGCUCUUGAAAUGCUUAUGAUGGCGAACAUUUGUGUAAUUGGUACAAGACUACAAGUUAAACUUGUUACGCUGUUGGUUGUAUCUUUUUAAAUGAUAUUUCUUUAAUCUAAGCAUCUCGUGAUCUAUAUGUAGACCAUUUGAAUUAUGUUAAACAUUUGGUUAACAUAUGACUAAUCCUGAUUAGUAGGAAUGUGAUGUGAUGAUUAACAAGAUUUUUAAUUGAAAAAUACAGGAUAACAGGUUGAUGA
This is a messenger RNA of Helianthus annuus (common sunflower), 991 nucleotides long. Its product is annotated as eukaryotic translation initiation factor NCBP. Bases 88 to 723 code for a protein of 211 amino acids. Gene Ontology annotation, biological process: translational initiation. The transcript is spliced from 6 exons. The record is from RefSeq and is a predicted model, not a curated record. Gene Ontology annotation, molecular function: RNA 7-methylguanosine cap binding; translation initiation factor activity. Lineage: Eukaryota; Viridiplantae; Streptophyta; Magnoliopsida; Asterales; Asteraceae. Gene Ontology annotation, cellular component: eukaryotic translation initiation factor 4F complex; cytoplasm.